GCUCCGACACUUCAGAUGCUUCAUUUUUCAAAUUUAUUCGGCGUUCCAUUGCAGCCAAGGCCCAUUGUGCAUCUAAAACUUUGCAGGUCAACAGCGUUCUUGCUCUGCAAUAGUGGGAAGGUAUCACGAUGGUAUUUUGCAUUGUUUCGUUAUGGUGAUAACAGCGCCAGGCCGAGUGCGAGGUGAGUCUGGCCCGCAUGGUACCUCGCCAGGGGUUUUCAGGACGUCCGGAGGCUGCCGUGGCACACAGGUCAUGAGUCAGCCAAAGAAACCAUCAGUUCCAUCACACGACAGAUCAGGCGCGGAAAUGACAACAAAAAUUGAACAACGCCCGAAUUUUCCUGCGCUUAUGAUCUCACGACCACUACCAAAUCGCUACUGCCUUCAUCCGGGCAGUUCAAGACCCCGGCCUCACACGUGUCGCAUGACUUUCGACACGCGACUCUGGGUUUCUCACCCCUGGGCAGCGAGUAGAGCUGCAGUCAUAGCCGCCAUCUCGACGGCCACAUCUCCUAAGUGCCAAACUCCGCUGGAACACCAAUCGAGCCAAGCCAAUUGCGGCAUGAUUUUGGCAAAAAGUCGCAAUCAGAGCUAUGCAUAACGAAUGCACCCCGUCGACCGACACAAAUCCGCAUGCUCACGUGGAGCACCGCGAUAUUGAUGACAAAGGCUCGCCU
Molecule: messenger RNA, 677 nt
Organism: Dissoconium aciculare CBS 342.82
Lineage: Eukaryota; Fungi; Ascomycota; Dothideomycetes; Mycosphaerellales; Dissoconiaceae
Exons: 1
Coding region: 152-601 (149 amino acids)
Source: RefSeq, a predicted model, not a curated record